This is a messenger RNA of Lucilia sericata (common green bottle fly), 2598 nucleotides long. RefSeq lists its product as uncharacterized. Lineage: Eukaryota; Metazoa; Arthropoda; Insecta; Diptera; Calliphoridae. The coding region runs from base 1 to 2598 and encodes 865 amino acids. Gene Ontology annotation, cellular component: membrane. The record is from RefSeq and is a predicted model, not a curated record. The transcript is spliced from 4 exons. Gene Ontology annotation, molecular function: glutamate-gated receptor activity.
AUGAGUGAUGUUAAUCAACUGCAAAUGACUGCCAAACGAUUUGCACAAACAGCUGGAGCUUACUUUUUCGUAAUUAAUGGUGGCUAUAUGAGUAUGCAUAUGAAGAAAAUACGCGAGACACUACAUUUUAUGUGGAGCAAAUUUUUAAUUUACAAUAUUUAUCUCCUAACGGAGGAAGGUGUUUUUACUUAUGACCCUUUUGCCAUAAGUGUUGCGGGUAAAAAAUAUGGAAAAGUCAUUAAAUACUUAGGCAUCUAUUCUAUGGAACAAAUUUUGUUUCAUAACAUGCGUGGCUACCCAUUGAGAGUGCAGAUGUUUAAAUCGACAUAUUCGCAUCCCAUAAUCGAUGGACAAACCAAUAGUAUAAAAGGAUUUAAAGGAGUAGACGGCAGAGUAGCAUCUCUGUUGCAGCAAUAUUUAAAUUUUACUUUGAUUUUACAAGAACCUGAUCCGAACUAUUUUGGAUCACGUUUGUCUAACGGUAGUUUUAAUGGCGCAAUUGGUUCUGCCAUUAAUAAACAACUGGAUAUUUGUUUUACUGGUUUCUUUAUAAAGGAUUAUUUAACAACUGGAAUUGCAUUUUCCGUUGCCGUAUACGAUGACAAAUUGUGCAUCUAUACUCAAAAGGCUAAACAAAUUUCGAAUUCAGUUUCGCCUCUUUUUUCGUUAAACUAUAAAGUAUGGAUAUGUUUCAUACUGACGGCAUUUGUUUGUUCCGUAAUAUGGUUUAUUUUGCGAACUUUAAAUAUAUGGCUAAAAAUCACACCCGACAGCUCAAGUGGGCGAUCUCUUAAAACGUAUACGAAUUUAUCGUCGAUAACAACAAGUAAGCAAAUAUCAAUGGAUACAAUUGAAAGUUGGUUGAGAAAACCAUUGCUUAAUGUUAAACAUCUACAUUUAAAACUACGGUUCAAUAAUUUUCAUCAAGAUGUUGAAAAUUCAUAUACGCAAUGGUUUCUGCAACAAACACUUGUUCCCAUUACAAUCUGCAAAUAUGAGUUGAUCAAAAAUAAAACGAAUACAAUGACUACCGAUCAUAGUCGACAUAAUUACGUUAUAACAACUAGUAUGAGUGAUUUGCGUUUAACAGCACGCCAGUUCGGAAAAAGGGCUGGCAUCUUCUUUUUUAUUGUCAAUGGGGUUAUAGAUUUUAAGGAACUACACAACAUUUUCUACUUGGGUUGGAAACGCUUGUACAUAUUUAAGAAUUUUGUUCUAACAGAUAAAGGAGUUUUAAUGUAUGAUCCUUUCGCUUUGGACAAAUAUGGAAACUAUGGAAAAAUAAUUAAAUAUACUGGUAAAGCUACUAUUGAACGUACUAUAUUUUAUAACAUGAGAGGUUAUCCGUUACGAGUACAACUUUUUAAAUCGGUAUAUUCAAAGCCCAAAGUAGAUCCUAUAACAAAUAAAGUCGAAAGUGUUUAUGGAGUUGAUGGUAGAGUUGCAAAUUUGCUGCAGAAACAUAUGAACUUUACCAUGGAUUUACAAAGCCCAGAUAGAAAUUAUUUCGGACAACGCAGUCCAAAUGGUACUUAUAAUGGUGUUAUCGGGUCAAUAGUCAACAACGAAUUGGACUUAUGCGUGACAGGAUUUUUUGUUAAGGAUUACAUGGUACCAGAAAUGGAUUUCUCCGUAGCAGUUUAUGAUGAUCAACUUUGUAUUUAUACACCAAAAGCCAAAAAAAUACCUGAAUCCAUUUUGCCAAUAUUUGCAGUUCGAUACGAUCUUUGGAUCGGUUUCAUUUUUAUGGCAUUUGUAUGUUCCUUUUUUUGGGCUUUGCUAAGAGUGUUUAAUUUGCAUCUAAAUACAAUUCAAAUACGGGGAAGCCGCUUACGGAAAAGUUUUCGUUGGCAAUGUGUACGAAUACUUAUUGAUACGUGGGUAGUAUGGGUGAGAGUGAAUAUAACACAAUAUCCUCCAUUUAAUUCAGAGCGAGUGUUUAUCGCUUCCCUGUGCUUGAUAAGUGUAAUAUUUGGAGCCAUAUUUGAAUCAAGCUUAGCUACUGUUUACAUACAUCCGAUAUAUUACAAUGAUAUACAUACCCUUCAGGAAUUGGAUGAUAGUGGUCUUAAUGUAGUGUACAAAUAUUCUUCGAUGGGUGACGACUUGUUUUUCAGUGAAACUUCUCCGCUGUUUGCAAGUUUAAAUAAAAAAUUACGCUUUAUAAACGAUCUGUAUACAGACAUUGUUGAGGAUGUUGCAAUUAAUGGUGGCAAAGCAGGUGUCACAAGAUAUACAACCCUAAUGAUGCAGUCUUUACACUUUAUUGUGUCAAAACAAUUAUGGAUUGUACCAGAAUGCCCUAAAUAUUAUGCCAUAUCGUAUGUUUGGCCUAAAGAUGCACCUUGGGAUGAAACCAUAAAUCGCUUAUUAUUACGAAUACAAAAUGCUGGUCUAAUCAAUAAAUUUAUUGCAGAAAUGCAAACCGAUGUCGAUAUAAAAAUUAUGAAGGAUCAUCUGUAUGAAAAACACCAAGGAUAUAAAGUUUUAACUAUAGAGGAUUUACAACUUGCAUUUUAUGUUGUCUUAACUGGCUCCUUAAUGGCCCUAAUAUCAUUACUAAUUGAAAAACUUCUAGCACCUCGCAAACACAAAUAA